GAUUCUACCACCAUCAUUCUCAGCGUGCUCAGCGGUACGGACAAAGCAACAUCUGUCGUCGCCGCCUUCGAGGCCGGCAAGCAACCGUCACAAACCCAAAUCAACGCCUGGAUCGACCUUCUCCGGUUACAGCUCAUUCAGGUCGAAAAGACUGACAGCGGAAGCGAGUUGAGCGAGAAUGGGAGGAAGCUAGCGCGAGAUGCGAGGAACGUUCCCGAUGCCUACAAAGCGUAUGUACGAGCAAGAAUACGAAUCUUGUCCCGGAAUUUAUCUGGCACCUCCGCCAAGCCGACAUGGCCUCUCCUUCCUUCGAUAUAGACCUCCCCAUCAACACCAAGAAAAAAGCCAACUCAGAUUAUGGAUCCCUCGUCUCCUCCAACUCCAACUCCAACUCCCCCUCUAUCCUCUGGUCAACCACAACAUCAGAAGGCUCCGGUGUCUUCUCCGAUUUUGCUUCGUUCAUGCUUCUUGCGAUCGCGGACGCUGUGGAAUCUUUGGGUGAUACGGCAAAGAGUGCGGCGGAGAGUUUGAGGGAGGUUGAGGGAGAGGUGAGGGAUGAGGAGAGGGAUGUGCAUCGGCAAAAUCGCACAACUCUAGCGGAGUCUUCCGGAUUCCUUCCGACUCACCGGAGCUGUCGAUUGCCACUAAGUUCGAUUUCAGAGUGAGCGUGUACGGCGGCGUCGUAUGCUCCUCGAGGGCGGCCCACUAUCAAAUAAUGUCAGAGAUAAAGGAUGGGAAAACGACGGGAGAAAGCACGCACAGUAGUCCAGGGAACCUCUCCAAUGUUAAAAAACUUAUCAUAUCCCCUUGCCACAAUCCUAUACUCCCUCUCCCUCUCUCCCUCUGCCUCCUCCUUCCCCUCCUCCUUCUCCUUCGUAUCACCCCGCCCAUCCGUGACAUCAACCGUAAACAGUCCCCUCGCCAAUGUCGGGAACGGACUCGAGAUAUCAUAAUACUUGAACUCAUUCAUCUUCCAGCUCUCAACAACGAUGCUCGGGUCCUCCGGCGCCUCAUAUUUCGACGAGCGGACAAGUUUCGGGGACUUUUCGUGUAAGCGGUGAAGGGAGUUGAUAAGAUCUGAGUCGGAGGGGUUGUAUUUUUGGGGUAAUGCGG
This is a messenger RNA of Stereum hirsutum FP-91666 SS1, 1113 nucleotides long. RefSeq lists its product as uncharacterized. The transcript has 2 exons. The coding region runs from base 294 to 665 and encodes 123 amino acids. The record is from RefSeq and is a predicted model, not a curated record. NCBI's taxonomy places the organism in Eukaryota, Fungi, Basidiomycota, Agaricomycetes, Russulales, Stereaceae.